CCAUGAGUCCUGUUUUCAGCAUCGCUCUUCUCCUGCUCUCUGCAGCUGUUGUUGAAUCUUCGGUGGAACAAACAGAAGAGGAUGAUUUUACCUCCCAGUUAAAACUUCAUGUGAGAAAAAGAGCAACACAUCAUGAGGAGCAGAUUUUGCGGAAUGGAGCAUUUCCUGGUUCCUGCAGAGCCUGUACGUUUGUUGUGACCAAAGUAAAGAAGUGGCUGGGCAAAGACAGUUCAAAGGAAAAAAUUGACAGGCUGCUGAACAAGGCCUGCAAUGGAAUCAAAUGUAAACUCAUUCGCCAGGCCUGCAACAAGAUCAUUGGGCAUUUCAAAAGAAAACUGAUUGACUCCAUCGCCCACCAUGAGAAUCCCAAGGCCAUUUGUGUGAAAGCGAAACUCUGCAAAAAGUAAAAAGUGCCUGUGUACAGCUCAUAGACUAAAUGCUUCCAAUGUUCAAAGUGUU
Paralichthys olivaceus (Japanese flounder) is the source of this 459-nucleotide messenger RNA. RefSeq names its product saposin-C-like. The record is from RefSeq and is a predicted model, not a curated record. NCBI's taxonomy places the organism in Eukaryota, Metazoa, Chordata, Actinopteri, Pleuronectiformes, Paralichthyidae. Gene Ontology annotation, biological process: defense response to bacterium; lipid metabolic process.